Molecule: messenger RNA, 493 nt
Organism: Closterium sp. NIES-67
Lineage: Eukaryota; Viridiplantae; Streptophyta; Zygnematophyceae; Desmidiales; Closteriaceae
Source: the annotation of a GenBank genome assembly
GGUGACGAUGGAUUUCGUCACAAGUCUGCCGGUCGGAUCCAGCGGAAAGGAUACAGUAUUGGUUGUCGUCGACCGAUUGACGAAAAUGGCACAUUUCAUACCAUGUCGUACAACCAUCACAGCCGAAGAAACCGCGCGAUUGUUCAUCUCGACCGUUGUUCACCUACAAGGGAUACCAGCAGCAAUCAUCAGCGAUCGAGACCCGAAGUUCACGUCGAAUUUUUGGCAAGUCACGUGGGCUCGAUACGGCACGUGCCUGCAAUUCUCAUCUGCUUAUCAUCCUCAAACGGACGGUCAGACAGAGAGGAUAAACCAAACGAUGGAACAGCUGAUUCGGACAAACUGCCCCGACCGAAACAAAUGGGAGGACGUGCUUCCCAUAUUGGAAUUCUUCUACAACAACGCGCCCUCAGCUACAACUAAUCACUCCCCGUUUUACCCCAAUUACGGGAUGGACCCGACAUGAGGACGACACGUGGGUGCCCUCGGACCA